ACAGCAAAACAGAAACACAUAUUCAUAUAUAGCUAUCUUCCUCUUUUGCCUAUAAACAAUAAUCAGUGUAAAAAUGCCAACCACCAUGGAAGAUGUCACUGCCAAGAUUGAUGCAGUUGAAAUCGACCCCAAGAGUGGUGUUGCUCUGAAGGAGAAGGCGAUCGAAGGUGAACUAAAGACUACAGAAACAACACAAGAGAAGACUAAUGAAGCUAAAAGUGAUCCGGAGAAAGAAUCCAAUGGUGCAACUUUCAAAGAAGAGGAAGUUCCAGUUGAGGUUGAACCUAAAACUGGAGUCUCUUUUCCUGUCAAACUUGAAGAUGGAAAGCAGUUGAAAGCUGUAGGUUUAAGGAAGAAGAGCAUGCUUGGCAUGGGCAUCAAAAUCUAUGGCUUUGGAAUAUAUGCAGACAAUGAGAAAUUGAAAGACCUUAUGCAGUCCAAGAUUGAGAAAGCACCAGCAAAACCAACAAAGGAGAUGUAUCAAAUGGUGAUUGAUAGUGAUUUGGGAAUGAUGAUGCGGUUGGUAAUUGUUUUCUCUAACCUAACCAUGAACAUGGUAAGAAAGAACUUUGACGAAGGCCUCGGAGCUGCCAUCAAGAAGCUUACAGGUGGAAAGAAUGAGGAGCUCACAAAGAAGAUCAUGGGAGAAGCAUCUGAUGACAUAAAGCUGAAUUCUGGUUCUGUAAUUGAGAUUUCAAGGCUUCCAGGAUAUGUUCUUCAGACCAAAGUAAAGGGUGAGAUUGUGAGCAAGGUGGAAAGUGAACUACUCUGCAGGGCCUUCAUCUACAUGUAUUUAGGUGAUGAUCCAUUUGACAAAGAAGCCAAGGAGAAGUUUGGGACAUCCAUGCUCUCUCUGUUCUAAGUAGUAGGUUUCCAGCAUUUACUAGUCUAGGUUGUUAAAGAAUAAGCUGGUGACUUUGAACUGAUGAAUAAAAGCAUGGUUGAUUUU
Solanum pennellii is the source of this 949-nucleotide messenger RNA. Its product is annotated as fatty-acid-binding protein 1-like. The coding region runs from base 74 to 862 and encodes 262 amino acids. The transcript is spliced from 4 exons. The record is from RefSeq and is a predicted model, not a curated record. Lineage: Eukaryota; Viridiplantae; Streptophyta; Magnoliopsida; Solanales; Solanaceae. Gene Ontology annotation, molecular function: intramolecular lyase activity.